Triticum urartu is the source of this 574-nucleotide messenger RNA. Its product is annotated as non-specific lipid-transfer protein 2. Gene Ontology annotation, biological process: lipid transport. The record is from RefSeq and is a predicted model, not a curated record. Lineage: Eukaryota; Viridiplantae; Streptophyta; Magnoliopsida; Poales; Poaceae.
CUCACCCCCAGACACUCACACCAUCCAAAGCCAUCUUUGCACAAGCCACUAGCUCACUACUCACUACCAGUCGAUCUACAUUUCUUCGUCAGAGUUUCAGAGACGCCAUGAAGUACAUGGGGCAGCUGGUGGUGGCGCUCCUGGCCUUCUCGGCGGUGGUGCUGAUGAUGGCGCCGGCUGGCGUGGACGCGGCGACGUGUAACGCGCUGCAGCUGAGCCCGUGUGCGGGCGCGAUCGUUGGGAACGCGGCGCCGACGGCAGUGUGCUGCAGCAGGAUGAAGGCGCAGAGGCCGUGCAUGUGCCAGUAUGCGCGUGACCCCAACCUGAAGCAGUACGUCAACUCCCCCAACGGCAAGAAGGUCCUGGCCACCUGCAAGGUGCCCGUGCCAUCCUGCUAAAUCGACGUCUAUGAUCGAGACGAGAACGAGAGCCCAGCCAGUGGCAUCUCGCUGCAGGCUGCAUGUGUUGAUGUGUAAGUGUUUUUUUUGGUUGCCGUAUGUGGCUACCCCGAAUCCCCCAUGUAUCUGUAUCUGAAAUUCUGAAUAAAUGCAGUAAUAAUGAUGUGUGCGGAUUA